CUCUAGAUUUGAGUGCAUGCGCACUGCCCUCUUCCGGCAAAGCCUUUUUCUGUAGUACGUAAAUCGAACAAGAUGACCGAGGGAACCGCUACUAUCAGAACCAGGAAGUUUAUGACCAAUCGGUUAUUAUGCCGAAAACAAAUGGUCGUCGAUGUUUUACAUCCUGGACAACCGUCGGUGCGUAAAACCGAAGUCCGGGAAAAACUCGCAAAAAUGUACAAAGUUACGCCCGAUGUGGUUUUCGUUUUUGGUUUCCAAACGAAUUUCGGAGGCGGCAAAUCAACUGGAUUCGCUCUCCUUUACGAUACAUUGGAUUUUGCCAAGAAAUUCGAACCUAAAUAUAGGUUAGCUAGGCAUGGACUUUUCGAGAAACAGAAGCAAACCCGAAAACAGAGGAAAGAACGUAAAAACAGAAUGAAGAAGGUCCGGGGUACGAAAAAGAGUAAAGUUGGUGCCGCUGCUAAGAAGUAAAAUUAUCAUCUACUACUAUGGAGACCGUGAUUACUGCGUUCGUGGUGUAAAAAUUAUUGUAAAUUAUUGUCUAAUUUAUGAUAAAAUUUAUAAUGAAUUUUACCCAAUAAAAUCUGUUUUUUUGGGAUACA
Molecule: messenger RNA, 602 nt
Organism: Leptopilina heterotoma
Lineage: Eukaryota; Metazoa; Arthropoda; Insecta; Hymenoptera; Figitidae
Gene: RpS24
Product: 40S ribosomal protein S24
Exons: 4
Coding region: 73-471 (132 amino acids)
Biological process (GO): translation
Cellular component (GO): ribosome
Molecular function (GO): structural constituent of ribosome
Source: RefSeq, a predicted model, not a curated record